Molecule: messenger RNA, 4560 nt
Organism: Dermacentor andersoni
Lineage: Eukaryota; Metazoa; Arthropoda; Arachnida; Ixodida; Ixodidae
Gene: Ced-12
Product: engulfment and cell motility Ced-12
Biological process (GO): actin filament organization; cell motility
Cellular component (GO): plasma membrane
Source: RefSeq, a predicted model, not a curated record
AAGUGCCGAGCUGUCGAUGUGGGAGCGGCGGCGGCGGCGGCAAGCCGACAUCCGCCCAGCUAACAGCGCAGAGAGCACGCGUUUUCGCGCUGCGUAAGCGCGGCUACCAGCCGCUACCCCAAGCCCGCCAUGAAAGGCGCCCGUCAGUCAAAGCCCGGCACGAUGUCCGCCAUCAAGGACGCGCACAUCGUCAAAAUCGCCGUCGAGAUGGACGAGCAAGUGCCGCAGCUCAUCGAGUUCGACCAGCAGCGACCACUCACGGCCAUCAUCCAGGACCUGUGCAACACCUGGGCGCUGGCCGAACCUGAACAGUACUCGCUCCAGUUCUCGGACAACGCUCGCUCCUACAUCACCGAGAAGAACCGAAACGACAUAAAGAACGGCUACGUCCUGCGAUUGACGCAUAGCCCCGCCAAGACGGCACAAGACAUCCUCGACAAACUUCACUCGAACAAGCCGGAUGACAUGCGGGCAGCCCUGGAGCGUCUGCAGAGGCUUUCGUCGGACUACACGUUCGCUCUCGAGUUCAUAAACAAGCAGGGACACCAGUUGCUCAUCAACAUGGUCGAAGCGGGUACCUACACGGGCGACCACUUGGCGCUGACUUUGCAGUCGUUCGUCGAACUUAUGGAUCACGGCAUCGUCUUCUGGGACAUCUUGGAGCCCAAGUUUGUCGGCCGCGUCGCCAAUCAGGUGAAUGUCAACACGACUCAGGACACAAGGACAUUACAGGCAUCUCUCUCCAUACUGGAAUCUCUGGUCUUGAACGGCACCGGUCGCUAUGCCAUGGUAGACCAAGAGGUCACAUUACCGAAUCUUAUUAUGCACAUGCAAUCAUCGGCAGUUGAAAUACAGCAGUCAGCUGUGGCACUCAUCAAUGCACUCUUCCUCAAGGCCGAGAGCACCACAAAGCGCAAGACACUAGCAGCGACCCUGUCUUCGCGGCACAUCCGGAACGUUAUUGUUACAGCUGUCCUUCAACGUUCGCAACAGCAUGUUGGCACUGAAAUGGCUCAUCAGCUUUAUGUUCUUCAAACACUGUUGCUCAAUUUGCUGGAGGAACGGCGUGUUGGUGUUGACCCAAAUGAUGCUGAGGCCCGUGAACGAAUCCUUGAACUACGACGCAUUGCAUUUGAUGUUGAAGCUGAUGGUACUUGUAGCACUACAAGUGGCGGCCGGAAAGGUGGCGGCUAUGCAAAAGACUACAAGAAGUUGGGUUUCCAAAACCAUACCAACCCUAUUGAGGACUUUAGUGAACCACCUGGAAUAUUGGCAUUGGACAACAUGGUCUACUUUGCCAGAAAUCACACAGAAAGUUACACCAAGUUUGUUCUCGAGAACUCGUGCAGGGCUGAUGAGCAUGAGUGCCCUUUUGGCCGCAGCAGCAUUCGACUGACACGGCUUCUGGCUGAAAUCCUCAAGGUUGGUGAGCCCCCUACAGAGCAAGGAAAGACUUACUACCCAAUGUUUUUUACACACGACCAUCCAUUUGAAGAGUUCUUUUGCAUUGGCAUCAUGCUCUUAAACAAGACUUGGAAAGAGAUGAGGGCAACGACAGAAGACUUCAUCAAGGUCUUUAGUGUGGUCCAGGAACAGAUCAGCCGUGCCCUGGCCACAGAGCCGCCUCUCAUGAGUCUCGACAAGUUCCGCAGUAAGCUUGCAACACUGACCUACUCGGAGAUCAUGAACCUGUGGCAGCAGGAACAGUCUACGAGGGAGGAGUGGGAGAGCCAAGCCAAGCCCAUUAUCGAACUACGAGAACAGGUCACGCCAGAGAUAAUGGACCUCAUCCAGCAGCAGAGGCUGCAGUUCCUCUGUGAAGGCACACUGUUCACCAAGUACUCAGCAAAGGGUCACAGAAUCAAGGACAAGUUCUGGUACUGCAGAUUGUCACCGAGCCAGAAAGUCUUCCACUACGGCGAUUGCGAGGAAAAUGCAAUGCCCAGCCUCGAAGAGCUGCCGCACAAGCUGCCUGUGAUUGAGAUCAGAAGUCUGGCAACUGGCCGUGAGUGUCCGUACAUGAAAGACACCCGCAAGGCAAAGUCAACAGCUUCGCUGGCAUUUUCUCUCAUACCAGACUCGAACCAGGAACCACUCAACUUUGUAGCAUCAAAUGAAAAGAUCUUUGACUACUGGACAGAUGGCAUCAAUGCCUUGUUGGGCAAGAAGAUGGUCAGCAAGGAAACAAAAAAUGACUUAGAAACUCUGCUUAGUAUGGAGAUCAAACUGAGGCUCAUGGACACGGAAGGUGUGGACAUCCCGGAGAGCCCUCCUCCAAUUCCUAAGGAACCGCCUAAUUUUGACUUCUGCUACGAGUUCAAGUAGUAUAUCAGACGGUGAUAAGUGUCCGACCCUGUGUACAGUCACUUUCAAAUGAACCGUGCUGAAGAUUUCAUGUGCUUGCCCCUUUCACCGAGUGCUUUCGCUUUCUCUCUUCAUUUUUAGCUCAUUCAUUCUAAUCUUCUCAUCUCCGAUCUCCUGCCUGGCCUCAUCGCAGAUUUUUUCAUUUUGCUUGUUGGCACCAUUCUAAAUGUGCAAUUCGUCGCACUAGGUCUCCACAUAACGAGCUGUUUUAACAUUCCAUCGCAUGAUUCUAGAGUAAUAUUUCAGUGACAUGUAUGUAAAAAUACGGACAAAGAGCAUGAGCUCAGUUGAACAGUAUUUUACGUCUAUGUUGUGGAAAGCUGUUUCAGAGCAUUUAGCAGGUACUUGUUCUUUGUGGACAUAGUGAUAAUCAGUAAUUUUGUAAACAGAAGGCUUGGAACUACUUUUUUCUUGCAUGUUACUUACAAAUUAGCAUGGACAUUUAGCUUUCAUUUUAUAUUCUUUCCAAGGCAUCCUUAAACAUAUGCUUCACUGUCAUACCCCCCAAUUGUCUUCCAUUUAUUUAUGUACAAAGCAUCUUUGUUGUAAAGUGCUGUGGAAAAAGCGUUAGUAUUAGUGCUUUUGUAUUAUUGUGAACUUAUGAAAUUUCUGAGAACAGUUAUGAAAACUUUUUGUAGUUUUGUGGACAAGUAUCUAUGGGACAUUUUGUUGCAGAGACCCCAAGUUACAUGACACUUACUCCACCUAAUUUUAACUGAAAUUUUCAUUUACUGGCGCUCGUAUUUGAGUCGUCCCAUCUGUAUUUCAUGGGUCCACACUUAAAAGGAAGAGAUCCGGACACCAACCUUAUUGGUUUAAAAACUAUACUUAAAUUAUGGUAAAAAAUAUAUUUCAACAUAUACCUAUCAUGAAGGGCUAAUGGCUGCUUUGGAAUAAAAGCAUAUUUGAAUAGUUGUAUGUUAUGCCAGCCCAGGUUUUAGGUGAUUGGCAGAUUCCCACACCCCAAGUCAAAGGAACUGCAUUAACACCAGCAAGCUGUUCUUCCUUGGGAGAGAAGUAUUCAGCUGCCUUUUGUUACCUGCUGGGGAUAACGAGAGGGGCCUAACUGUUUUUACCUGACGUAAAUGGUUGAUGGCACCACCGGUGCGGUUAGUUGGUCUGAAGGGGGUGGAACAGCUAGCCUGUUACGUACAGUAUACAAGCACUACUAGGCUCCCUUGCCUGCAACAGCGACUCGACACUGAAAGCAGAGUUCUCUUUGCUGCUGCACUGGUGCUCUGCAGACAGACUCCAGCCACAUGCUUGCGUGUUCCAAGAGUGGACACACAGCCCGAGCAUGUAGUGCGACACAUAGUAUCGCUGUUCUUUUCUUCCUGAUAAAGUUGAACUGUUGCUUGUACGCCCACUCUAUUAUGGCCUAGGUGUUCCUUUUAAAUCUCGACCAUACUCUACGUUUGGCCACAAAAACUUAUGGGCCACGAUAUAUGCAAUAAAAAACAUUCCCGUGAAGGCUCAGCACAUAGCAUCGAAUUCAAUGUUUCACUCUGCAGUAGUUUUUGCCAAUUCCAUUAAACUACAAGUGCCAUGCAGAAGCCCACUUUUGUCGUGGAACCCUUGUCCUGUGAGCUUUUGUACCCAACUGUACAUUUGUCGGAAAGUUGGCUGUUGCAAACAUCCCUAUAGUCUCGGUAACACUGCUUUGCAAAGCAAAUUGCAAGGGUACCAAUGCUUGCUGUUGAAAAUGUUGAUGUCUGAGCCAUAGUAUUUUUGACACAAUCAAUAGUGUCAACCCAAUGCCUGCGCAGGUCGCAAGAACACACAGACUGCAUUUAUCCAUGCUUGGCAUUGUGUUAUGUUUUACAAAUGAAUGCUUGAGUCUACAUACACUAGUCUUCUUAUGUUUCCUUAAAAAAACUUAUGCGCAAGGUUGUAGAUUGCAUUGCAAUACGUUUGUGCCUGCUUCAGCAGUUUUACCGUCCUUUGCUUUAAUUGUACUUGUAAAGUUGAACCCAUUUCCAUACUGUGUGAAUAAUUUGUGCAGCACUCUACUGUCAUGCUGUCUGUAUGAAGUGUAAUCGUGGAACAGAACUUUUCACCUGUGUGUACUUGGCACCAAAUGACAAUUUCACUUUUUAUUGAGAGCACAGCACGCAAUGUGUUUGGACGUUUAUUUAUUGUGAUUAUAUACAGCAAGAGCACAUGAAGACCAAUCAAAAUAAAGACUUAUGAAAAAUA